UGCCCCGAGUUGACACCGCUCUAGGCACCGCCCUUUAAACCAUACCCGUCGCCUGUACACGAGAAAGUCCGCCGGGGAUCCGCAGAGCAAGCUGUUGCCGACAUGGCCGCCACUGCCCCCAACGGAGCGGGCCCUGUGCCCCCGCGACCGCACAGCGAUAGUGCGUCUCCUCGCGCCGCGUCAGUGCCCAAGACGGUUACAUUCUCCCUCAUUAAGCCCGUCAGAGCGCGCUUGCCUCUCCGCGUAUCGAUCUACCUCCAUGAUACGACGGACUCGAUCAUCACCACCGUCAAAAACUUUUACGGUCUCUAUUCUGGCCCGGGCGUCUCGAAGGGCCUCAGUUUUGAAGACGAAAAUGGUAACAUCCUGAUCGCACGCUACGAGAACUUCUCCGACGGCAUGAACGUGAACGUGCGUGUCAUCGAGGAGCCUUUGGGACCCGGAUACCAUGGUGCUCUCGGCGGCGACCAAGCUUACUACAACUCCGAUGGGCACCUGCUUCAAGCGCCUCAAGCCGAGCAUCACCCUUCCCGUCUCCCGGCCGGAGCUUCGCCCUUGCGCAGCCCAUCACCGAACGGCGGACGUGGUCGCCGCAGCACCUCCGCGGGGGCCAACGCCGCUGGGACCAAGAAGGGUCGGUCCCGCUCGUCCAAGAAUCGCACCCAGACGAACGGUGAAGCGCAUCUCGACAGUUUUAGCGGGUACAGCAGCGGCGACGGUGCGUCCGGUUCAUUUUCCAGCCGGACCAAGGAGCACCUUGGGAACACCGAUAUCAGCCUGGACAAUAUUGUGGAAGGGGGCCGCCGCAACCGCGCCAAGUUUGAAAGCUCGGAACUGCCUUUGUUUGCGCCCAAUCUUAUGCCGGCGGCUACGUCGAACCCUUCGAUUUCUCCGGCCCGUCGGAUGGACCCUCAUCGCAACUCACUUCCCUUCCUGUACUCCGGUCAACACGCCUUCAGCAACCCACACCCUCUCCCCUCCCCGCCCGGGCACGCUAAUGGCCAUGCUGGCACGCAUACCACUCCAGGAGCUGGCCAUGGUCGUAAUCGUGGGAGCUUCGGGCACGCAGUCGGGCAAGGAGUCGGCCCCGGCAAUCAAUUGAUGGCCACCCCUGACCCGACUGUGGGCAGUUCUAAUAUGUCGGAGGAGGACAAGGAUGUAGCGAUGCAGCUUAUACGCCUGUGCGGCGGACCAUCUCAGGCUCGCCGCUCAGGCUCAGCGAUGGAUGACACGUUCAGCGGUAGAGCCGAUGCCGCUUCCUCCGUGGGCGCGACCAGCGACGCAGGGAGCUCCAGCGAGGACGAGGAGCCCGCCGCGCGCCGACAGAAGCUCGACUCCUCUGGAAACCACAAAAGAAUGUUCGGCACUACAAGCAGCCACUUUGCUGGCCCCAAAGACAGUGCUGAAGCGAGUGCCGACGAGAGCGAAGGUUCGGACGGCGCUGAGAAGGGCACAAUGGCCGCGUCCGGGAAGAACCGGAAACUCAAGGCCAACACUCUGAGCGGUGCCAAGGCCCGCGCGCAGUCGUCGCCCAAGAUGAAGGCCUCCAAAGUCUCGAAACCAAAGGUCAAGAAGACGCCAAGCGCUACGGUUCCCAUGACCCCAGCUUCGCUCCCUGCCUCGCGGAAGCCGUCGGUUGCUUCCAACCCGGCCUUUUCGUUAGGCCCGGGCGAGGAGGAGCAGCCCGACCUGUCUACUAAACCUCGCUGCCAACGGUGCCGGAAGAGUAAGAAGGGCUGCGACAGACAGAGGCCUUGUGGCAGAUGCCGUGACGCCGGUAUUCCCGCGGAAUUAUGCAUCAGCGAGGACGAGGGCAACGGCCGCAAGGGCCGAUACGGUCGGCACAUGGGGGUGCCCAUCAAGCGGGAAGAUAUGCCGCCUCCGGCCCCGGCCUUACUCCCCGCCGCGCCGGUCGGCGCUGAUAUGGGCGCCUUGGCGGCUACCGCCAACCCUGCGGGACCCGCAGCAGUCGACAAGAACAAAAAGCGCAAGAGGUAGACAGUCGAGAGGCGUGACACGCCUGCUGCUGCCCUCUUCACGAACCGC
This is a messenger RNA of Thermothielavioides terrestris NRRL 8126, 2046 nucleotides long. RefSeq lists its product as uncharacterized. Gene Ontology annotation, molecular function: DNA-binding transcription factor activity, RNA polymerase II-specific; zinc ion binding. Lineage: Eukaryota; Fungi; Ascomycota; Sordariomycetes; Sordariales; Chaetomiaceae. The record is from RefSeq and is a predicted model, not a curated record. The coding region runs from base 1138 to 1998 and encodes 286 amino acids. Gene Ontology annotation, biological process: regulation of DNA-templated transcription. The transcript is spliced from 2 exons.